UACAAGGAGCUGGUCUAAGAUCUGUAAAGUAAACAUAACCUUUAUUUCAGAAACGAGAAACCACGAGAUCGUUUUUGCAUUUUUCAAAGUUGGAAAACUUGAUUUAAUAUAUUUUAUUAGUUAUGGGUCGUAAAAUACCUGGAAGGAAACAUCGGGGUGUCAAGGAUCCUGAAAAACAGAAAGCUGUCAGAGAAGAGAGCUUAAAAUUCAAAGUCAAUGCUCCUCCAUCGAAUCCUGAUGAUCAAGAAAUGCCAAAAAGUAUUGUCAAUCUGAUGCGUCUUAAAGAGCUAGCUAAGAAAGCUGUAUUCAAACCAAAAAAGAAGAAAAAAGGAAGACAAAUGAUCAGUACAAGUAAUUACACAACUAACGACCGUAGGUUACCCGGAAUGAAAAGGCCAGACAAAGUAAUGCCCUCUCUAACGCAGCUACAGGGCGAAUCUGAUGAUCAGUUCAUGCAACGUGUGAAUGAAGCCACAGAAACAAUCAUCAAGGAGGUUGAGUUCGAACAACAAUUUGGAGUGAAUGUGAAACGCAAUCAGAAGUCAGGAGCGAUUGAAGGAAUUGAGAAUGCAAAGCCUGACGAAUUUGAAGUGCUGGCCAAAGCUAACUUGGAGAACCAGAAAACUAACAAGAGGAAAAAGAAGAACAAGAAACUAAAGGCUGACCAAGCCGAACUUCUAACAAGCAAAGAACGGCGGAAAGCGAAAGAAAAGGAGAGGAAAGAGGAACGGAUGAAAGACAUAGAAGAAAAACAUAUGUUGAAGGAUCAUGUGAAAUUUGGAGAAGUGGUUCACCAACCUCCAAAGCUUACUGCUAGACCAAGGAAUGCAGCCAAUGAUCCUUUUGGAAAACCAGCCAAAAGAAACAACCUCCUAUUGAGUGGAUUUUUCACUCCCAGUGCAAGCAGUAAAUCGAAAUCAACUAACCUGUCGAUGUGUGCAAAGCAGAAACAGGAGGCAUUGAGGCUCAAUGUAGUUGAAGCUUACAGAAAUUUGAAAGCACAAAAGAAUAAAUCGUGAGCAUCGUUGCAGCAACAUCAAACAUGAAUCAAAGUCAGAAGAUGUUGAGGUGAAAGUACAAGAAGAUAUAGAAAUGAUGAUUUGCGUUAUUUCUAUGGCUGUGCAUUCUACUGUAUCUAUCGUAAUAAAACAAUAAUUGAGAGAAUCAGAAA
Molecule: messenger RNA, 1171 nt
Organism: Nilaparvata lugens (brown planthopper)
Lineage: Eukaryota; Metazoa; Arthropoda; Insecta; Hemiptera; Delphacidae
Product: coiled-coil domain-containing protein 137
Exons: 7
Coding region: 123-1019 (298 amino acids)
Source: RefSeq, a predicted model, not a curated record